CCGAGCGGUUAGAGGCGCGCCGGAUCGCCGGGGCUCCGCUGGAGGGGCGCGGGCUCCGAGGGCACCAUGAGACCCGAGGCGGCGGCCGGAGCCCGGGAGGCGCGGGGACGCGUCUGUCACUGCCCCGGGGACGGUCCCCGGGGACCACCGUCGCCGCGAGGGCCCGAGAGCCAAACACCAUGGAGACCCUGGAUCCUGACCCCCCAGGAUGCCGAGGCCACCAGAACUAGAAUUGAGCUCGAGCCUGGGGGUGACCAGCAAACCUUUGGAUCAAAGGGAGCCUUUGGGUUUCAGCAUCCUGUAAGACUUUACCUACCCAUUUCUAAGCGUCAAGAGUAUCUGCACAGUUCUGGGGAGAAGGUGCUGGCCAGUUUCCCCGUGCAAGCCACCAUUCACUUCUACAACGAUGAGUCCGAUUCAGAUGAGGAGCAGGAGGAGGACACCCCGCCCUCCGGCCUUCAGUGCCAGGAGGUGGAAGACGGCCCAGGAGGAAAGGGCAGAGACCGGCUGACAAAUCCAGCACGGCAGCCCCGAGGCUGCGGUGGCCUCGGUGGUAAGGGUCUGCUCCCUGACCCUGACUCCACGACGGAGGAUGCUGCGUGCCUCUCAUCCAAAUAAAUCUGUCUCUCCUGCACCAGACCUACAUCACAUGUGCCUUGGGGGACAGCCCUUGGGGACAGCCAUGCCAGGACACUUUGCGUUUCAACUGGGUGUACAAGGACUUGACUUUCUCUAACCAGCACCCCCCUCACAGCCAGGACUCAGCUUUUACUCCUUCUCCGAGUGAUUCUUUGUGCGUCAGUCAUACCUUUGAGAAAGGAUUCUUAGGUCCGAGAGGCUUGCAUCCACAUGGGUUGUUAUCAGGUGGGGCCAACUUCCGGAGCACAUUCAGCAAUGUCACUGUGCCAACCAAACGACAAAUUACUCCACAUCAAUUAAUAACCCACCCAUGCCUCUCCCUCAACCUGAGACCCCUUACUGGGCUAUUUCCACUUUUGUAAAAAUGAUUCAGAUGUUGUCCAAGGUUGAUGUGAUUUGCUUAGUGGCAUUCUGAAAAAAUAUAUAUUUAUGAAAAGCACACAAACACACUGAAUAAUUUCCAUAGAAGUAACAAAAAUAAAGAAAUAAGGAUUUGGCGGUGGGGGGACCAUUCUGGAUAAAAACAUAUGAUGCUUGUCUAAGGGCUGUGUGUAUGAAUAGAGAGACGAGCUUUAACUCUUAGUUGGGAACUGCUUUGGGCUUAUUACUUGAAUAGGAUAACACUGUUUUCAAUCAAAGUACUUAAUGUAAUAUUAUUUUCAGCUGUUUGUAUUUUGAUGACCAAAUGAGUGUAUUCAUCAAGGUUUUUUACUGAACUAUUUUACAUGCGGUUGCCUUCCCAGUUUCUGCCUGAAAUAAAUAUUUUGAGAG
Hippopotamus amphibius kiboko is the source of this 1410-nucleotide messenger RNA. RefSeq names its product ripply transcriptional repressor 3 (gene RIPPLY3). Bases 67 to 618 code for a protein of 183 amino acids. Gene Ontology annotation, cellular component: nucleus. NCBI's taxonomy places the organism in Eukaryota, Metazoa, Chordata, Mammalia, Artiodactyla, Hippopotamidae. Gene Ontology annotation, biological process: negative regulation of transcription by RNA polymerase II; embryonic pattern specification. The transcript has 4 exons. The record is from RefSeq and is a predicted model, not a curated record.